UCAAAUAAAAAUAUAUUUUAUUACUCUCAUCAUUAUAUGAUUUUCAUAAUGUGUUAUAAUAAAAUCUUAAGAUCUAAAAUCUGAAACAUACACGCGCUAGCAUCCUUUUCUGUUCCAAUUACAUUCUUCGUUGGUGAUGAUUUAAUAAAAUGUAUUUUAUUUCUGAAGGCUGUUCUUAAAAUUAGAAAGAAAAUAAGGAAAUAAAUAAAUACGAAUAUUAAUUGCUAAGGUGGGUUGAGACGUCACAACUUCUGCGAAGUUCUCAAGACUCGCGGAGUUAUGGCUUCGUGAUAAUAUUAAUCUUCUAUCUUAUCGGUUGCUGCUCUCAACGUUGACCUAGGAGCCUCAUAACCUUAAAAGUUACAGUUUUUACGUUGUCAGUAUUUAGUUAUCUGUCACGAAAGAGAGUCGUUGAGAGAAUUUACAGCCGCCUGAACUGAGGGCAACAUGAACUGGGUCGGAGGGUCUAGGAGCAGGUAUAUGAAAAACAACGAAGACACAAUAAAGCAGAAAGCGUUUUUUCAAAAGCAAAGGAUGAAAAGAAAUUUGAAAAAGACGGACCCAUCCAAAGAAUACAACCCUGAAAAUAUGGAUCUUCUGACAUUAUUCAUAGUCAACCAGAUUGCAUCAAAGAAAGAGCAAACAGAAAAAACAGACAAACCAAAACCAGACCGUUUGACUCGUGUGAAAAGAACCAAAAAAGCUUUGAAAGAACCCUUGGAGUUACCAGUGAGCCCUUGCGCUCCUUCAAACCUGAACCUAGUUACCAGUCAGCCACAGUACAGUAUUAAUACACCUGGUUAUAAAGUCAGAAAACAUCGCCUUUCUGAAGAAUUCAAGUUCAAGCCGCUGUCUCCUUUGCUUGAAUCGAACCUGUCUGAUGCCAGUGGCUCCGAAAAUCAACCGCAACCAUCCUCAACGUCUGCUGGCUCCGAAAAUCCAAUCCAGCCUAAACCUGCAACACACGUACCCUCCUCCCUGCCAACUCUGGAAACUCUUAAAAAUAAGAAGAAUACUCCUCAGUUUGAGUCAUUCUCUCAACCAGCAAAACUGGCUAAUCUAUGGCCAAAUGAAGCUCCCAUGCAAGAUGUGUCGCACAACAGCUCUGUGGCUGGAAAUCUGUUUCAGAGCACAUUACCAAACCCAGAGAAGGCAGAGCAUUCAGAGACCUCCAUUUUAUAUUCAUUCAACUCUUUAAAGAGCCGAGAAGAACCAGAGGAGCCAAUGUUCAUAGAUUUCAGCAACUUAGAUUGUAAAGUGCUCGCAUCAAUUAAUUCCUGUGACAGAUCACAAAACAUGGACAGUGAUGGCCACCUCUCAACACAGGAAUUUGUGUGUACUAAAGGCAACACAUCAGGUGAUGAUGGUAGCAGUGUCUUUGUGCAUGUUGGAGUUCAUCUCAGCUCAGAUGACAAAGAAAAAAAUGACCAGUCUGCCUGUUUAAAGAAACAGCUAUGCCAUACUGAAGAUAGUGUCAAGGCAAAGCACUGUUCCUUAUUGAAGGACAGUUUAACAGAAACACCUUCACAAGCUCCAUCGAGCAAACAAAAGGCAAAAUCCAACCAUGGUUGUGAGACAGAAGCACAAAGGCAUGAUGGCAAUCCCCCAACAACCUUGGAAACAGGGACACAAACAGGAGCUUUAUCUUACCGAGAUGUCUCAGUUCAGUGCUCACUUAUUCAUCACAGCAAUUCUAUUUUCUCUGCUGUUGAUCAGAAAGCCAACGCCUUUACCACAAGGUGGCAGUGUUAUAACUGUAAUCAGUUGCUCAAUCCAGCUACACAUUCUUCUUCAAAACAUGGGCACAAAAGAACAGGAAAUAUGCCCUCAGCAACAAACCAGCAGGCACAGAGACAUUCAAAAUCGCAAUUAGGUUUCUCCUUCCUCAAACUUUAUGGUCAGAAGAACCUGAGAUCUGAAAGAGAUCUGACGUCAGUUUUGAAACAUCCUUUCUGCACACCCUCAGAACAGCAAAAAGAGCAGUGGUGGGAAAGCAGGGAGAAAAUAGAAAAGUGUGACUACCCUCGGUUGGGAAGUGUGAUGCGAAACCCUGUCAAGGAUGUCAGGCGUGCAGGAGAAUCUGUGAAAGAGAUGAAGAGAUGAAGAACUUCACGGCAGAGAAAGGUGCGAACUGGGUCUCUACAGAGACGAAAAAAAAAUUCAAGAAGUUGCUGAUGUUAAGUCAGAGAAAGGUUUAGACAGUAAGCAGAAUUACAUUUUGAAAAAAUGGAUUGUUACCUCAGUUCAGAUGUAAUAUAUCUUUAUUAUUAUCUCCAAGUACAUGUUCAAGUUUUCAAAGUUCAUAUAUUUAGUUUUAUAGAAUAUAAAUCUAGCAAAACAUUUACAGCAACAGUAAUCAAAUACUGUACAACACAACAUUUGUCCUCACUAGUUUCCAUCAACAGUAUAAACGCUGCAUUUGUUUCACAUACAAAAAAGCAAAUAAAAUACAUCCAUACACUUAAAC
Molecule: messenger RNA, 2467 nt
Organism: Labeo rohita (rohu)
Lineage: Eukaryota; Metazoa; Chordata; Actinopteri; Cypriniformes; Cyprinidae
Exons: 14
Coding region: 448-2103 (551 amino acids)
Source: RefSeq, a predicted model, not a curated record